AUGUGUCCCUCUGGUCUUCCCUCCAGGUGCACCAUUGACAACCGGGUCACCCGUGUGGCCUGAGUGAACCGCAGCACCACCCUGUACGCCGGGAACGACAAGUGGUGCCUGGACCCCCGCGUGGUACUCCUGAGUAACACCCAAACCCAGUACAGCAUCGAGAUCCAGAACGUGGACGUGUAUGACGAGGGCCCCUACACCUGCUCUGUGCAGACGGACAACCACCCCAAGACCUCGCGGGUCCACCUCAUCGUGCAAGUAUCUCCCAAAAUUGUAGAGAUUUCUUCAGAUAUCUCCAUUAAUGAAGGGAACAAUAUCAGCCUCACCUGCAUAGCAACGGGCAGACCAGAGCCCACGGUUACCUGGAGACACAUCUCCCCCAAAGCCGUGGGCUUUGUGAGUGAAGACGAAUACUUGGAGAUCCAGGGCAUCACCAGGGAGCAGUCCGGGGACUACGAGUGCAGCGCCUCCAACGACGUGGCCGCACCCGUGGUGCGGAGAGUGAAGGUCACCGUGAACUACCCACCGUACAUCUCCGAAGCGAAGGGGACAGGCGUCCCCGUGGGACAGAAGGGGACCCUGCAGUGUGAAGCCUCGGCAGUUCCCUCCGCAGAAUUUCAGUGGUACAAGGACGACAAAAGGCUGGCUGAAGGAAAGAAAGGGGUGAAAGUGGAAAACAGACCCUUCCUCUCGAAGCUCAUCUUCUUCAAUGUCUCAGAACACGACUAUGGGAACUACACGUGCGUCGCCUCCAACAGGCUCGGCCACACCAAUGCCAGCAUCACACUCUUUGAACUAAAUGAGCCCACAAGCUCAACUUUGUUGCAAGAAGUGAAAUCUACAGCCCUGACCCCUUGGAAAGGCCCAGGUGCCGUCAGCGAGGUGAGCAACGGGACGCCGAGGAGGGCCGGCUGCCUUUGGCUGCUACCUCUCCUGGUCUUCCUCCUGCGCCAGUUUUGAUGUGAGUGCCACGCCCCCACCGGGGAAGCUGCCGCCACUGCAACCACCAACCCUCCAGCAAAGGCACCUCCGACAGCAAGAGCAAACCCCUUUCCAACUAAGAUGUAAUCAAACGCCAUUCCGAGACACAGACGAUUGGGACACAAAUUUGAGGGAGGGGAACAAAGAACACUUUGGGGAAACACGUUUCAAAAGGAAAUCGAAAAAUCGAUCGCCUUGCAGGCCGGGCAGAUAUGUAGGUACAGCUGAGUUUUCUUUCUUUUCCCAAAUGGGAGGAGCGCACCCCUGGCUCUGGAUACCCGCCCGCCAGCUGCAUUGUUUCCGGGGUGGACGAGGGCUCAGCUGCUCUGCCCGCUCCAGGGCCCCUGCCAAGGAAAAUUCUGGAGUCGGCCAUCCCCAAAUUCAAUCCGUCACUAGAAGCGAACACAGAGUGAGGCGUGCGCCCCCAUGUGCCGCGGGGAUCCCCCCCGCUGUAGACUGUGCCACUGUCAUGUGUGCUAUGAAACGCAAAUUUAAAAAGCAAAUCAAUAAAAAGGACCCUAAACAAAACAGCCUGACGGCGACCAAAACCCCACAGUCAGCAGUCACACAGGCCCCGUUCACCUUUGUGUUCCCCUCACUACAUGGGCAUCGUGGAUCAUAAGGGAUUCUGGUUCACUAUUGAUUCUAUUUUCUGACGUGAGUCUAGGACUUAGCUGGAAAACAAGGCAACACUAAACACCACACACACAUGAAAGGGGUGACGAGAAGUAUGUUUGUUAAAAAAAGAUGAAAAUGAAUAGUGCACUUCUUAACUAGGUUUACAACCGGUGGACCCCACGCCGGGCAUUAACCGCCCGGUGAGGCUUUGGCGAAUCCACCAAAACAAAACACACACACACACACACAUAUGAUUUAACCAACACGUCCACCAGCGCUACAGCUUUCUCCUCAUCCUGGCAUUUAAUGCAGACACGACUAUGCUUCUCCGUGCUGUUUAGAAGUGGAAGGGGGUGUCUGCACCCGACUUGGUUUGUUGGCACUGCUUCUUUUGAUGACAUAUAUUAUACAGUAUAUAUAUACAUAUAUAUACAUAUAUUUUUUUUGUUAAGAGUUCUAGCCCUUUUCUUUCUCAGCAGGUCCGUUCUCAGACAUUACUGCAUGCUGUAUAUGGCGUUAGCUGUGUGUUGACCUUCUAAAAGAUGAUAGAGUUUACUGGUACUUGUGUAAUCAGCUCCUGCCUCUAUUUUUUUUCUUUCUUUCUUUCUUUUUUUUUUUUGCGUUAUCCACAUGUCA
Myotis davidii is the source of this 2235-nucleotide messenger RNA. RefSeq names its product neurotrimin (gene NTM). The transcript has 8 exons. NCBI's taxonomy places the organism in Eukaryota, Metazoa, Chordata, Mammalia, Chiroptera, Vespertilionidae. Gene Ontology annotation, cellular component: neuron projection. The record is from RefSeq and is a predicted model, not a curated record.